AAUGUCACCUUCAAACAAUAAUUUAUUUUUCUAGUCUAGUUUCGUUUCAUUUAGAUAAAAACUUAAAUUUCAAUUUCAUACGAAGGUACAUCAUAAUUAGUCUAUUUCAGUGAGGUAUUUUUGAAUGUCCUUUUUAUCAGAGGGAAAUGUGAGAGACGUUAUGGUAAAACUAAAAACUUUCAUAAAAUAUCAUUGAAUAUGAGUUAUCAGGAUGAAUACGUGGGUUCAUUUCCAAAGGACUUUAGCUACGGCCCCUUUGAACAGAAUGGAGAAAAUGACACUGCCUCUCUUCAGGAGGACCAUAAGCCUCGUAUACUUCUUAUGGGCCUCAGACGGUCUGGGAAGUCAUCCAUACAAAAAGUUGUUUUUCACAAAAUGUCACCGAAUGAAACCUUGUUUUUAGAAUCUACUAACAAAAUUGUUAAAGAUGAUAUAAACAACAGUAGCUUUGUGCAGUUUCAAAUAUGGGACUUUCCUGGACAGAUUGAUUUCUUUGAUUCCACAUUUGAUUCUGAUACAAUUUUUGGUGGAUGUGGUGCUUUAGUAUUUGUUAUUGAUGCACAGGAUGAUUAUCAGGAUGCACUGGAAAAAUUGCAGUUGACUGUGACCAAGGCCUAUAGAGUAAACAGUAACAUAAAGUUUGAAGUUUUCAUCCACAAAGUUGAUGGUCUAAAUGAUGAUUAUAAGAUGGAAUCACAAAGAGAUAUACAUCAUAGGGCUACUGAAGACCUUCAAGAGGCAGGCCUUGAUCAUGUUCAUUUGUCAUUUCAUUUGACCUCUAUUUAUGAUCACUCCAUAUUUGAAGCAUUCAGUAAAGUUGUCCAGAAGCUGAUCCCACAAUUACCUACUUUGGAAAAUCUUCUGAAUAUACUCAUAUCAAACUCUGGAAUUGAAAAGGCAUUCCUCUUUGAUGUAGUUUCCAAGAUCUACAUCGCGACAGAUAGUUCUCCUGUAGAUAUGCAGAGCUAUGAAUUGUGCUGUGAUAUGAUUGAUGUUGUUAUUGAUAUUUCAUGUAUAUAUGGGAUGGUAGAUGAAACUGAAGUAACCACUACAUUUAACAGUCAAAGUUCAAGUCUUAUAAAGCUGAACAACGGAACUGUUCUGUACUUGCGUGAAGUUAACAAAUUCCUAGCGCUUGUUUGUAUUCUCCGUGAAGAAAACUUCCAAAAGCAAGGUGUUAUCGAUUACAACUUCUUGUGCUUUCGUGAUGCCAUAACUCAAGUGUUUGAGUUGCGGAACAAAGCUCAAAAUGCAGCUAAAGACCAAUCCGACUUAGAUGACUUACCGAAUGGCGCAAGAGAAUCACCAGAUAAUGCAAUAGAAAAUUUACAAGCUCAGAUCCCAUAGCACAACGAGCAACAUAUAUCAUCAUUAUUUUGUUGUAUAAAGUCUGAAGUGUAAACUGUAGAAAGACCUUAUCUUUAAAAUAUGAUUUGUUUA
Molecule: messenger RNA, 1440 nt
Organism: Pararge aegeria (speckled wood butterfly)
Lineage: Eukaryota; Metazoa; Arthropoda; Insecta; Lepidoptera; Nymphalidae
Gene: RagC-D
Product: ras-related GTP-binding protein C
Exons: 8
Coding region: 199-1347 (382 amino acids)
Biological process (GO): cellular response to starvation; cellular response to amino acid stimulus; positive regulation of TOR signaling
Cellular component (GO): lysosome; Gtr1-Gtr2 GTPase complex; nucleus
Molecular function (GO): GTPase activity; GTP binding
Source: RefSeq, a predicted model, not a curated record